AUGUCUUUCGGCGGACGCAAAUUCUCCAUCAACCGCCACACCGGCGAGCCCAAGCCCAUUCUUCGUCGUGGUAGCAUGACGUCGGAACCUGGUGCUAAUGAGCUCAAGUCCAAGGUCCACCGCCAGUUCCGCAGCGCCCACGAGGGCCACAUGCCACAUGCCGGCCUCGACGCCACGCGGUCGUCCACCGGUGUCAUCUGGUGCACCGAGCGCGCCGCCGAGUACGGCUUCCUCGAGGAUCCCGACUCCUGGGCGAAUCUGGGCCAGGGUGCCCCCGAGGUCGAGGACGACAUCAACGGCUGCUUCGAGCGCCCCAAGACCAUCGAUAUCUCCGUCGCUGCCCGCGAGUACGGCCCCACCGCCGGCAUCAAGCCCCUGCGCGAGAGCAUCGCGAAGCUGUACAAUGAGAUGCACCGUCAGGACAAGGACAGCAAGUACACCUGGGAGAAUGUCGCUGUUGUCCCUGGUGGCCGUGCUGGCCUGAUCCGUAUCGCCGCCGUCCUGGGCAAUGCCUACCUCAGUUUCUUCCUGCCCGACUACACGGCCUACAAUGAGAUGCUGAGUCUGUUCAAGAACUUCGCCGCUGUUCCUGUCCCCCUCUCCGAGGAAGACGGCUACCACAUUCACCCCGACAAGAUUGCCGAGGAGAUUGCCCGCGGCACCUCGGUCAUCCUGACCUCCAACCCCCGCAACCCCACCGGCCGCGUCGUCGCCAACCCUGAGCUGGCUGAGAUCCAGGACAUCUGCCGUGGCCGCGCCACCCUCAUCAGUGACGAGUUCUACUCGGGCUACAACUACACCAGCAACUGCGACGGUACCACCAUCUCGGCCGCCGAGAAUGUCGAGGAUGUCGACGAGGACGAUGUCCUCAUCAUCGACGGUCUGACCAAGAGGUUCCGUCUUCCCGGAUGGCAGUACAUUUCUGCCAUCGGCUCUUGCGGUUCUUACCUCGACGGUGGUGCCGCCCACCCCUUCCAGGAGGCUGCCAUUCCCAUGCUCGAGCCUUCUGUCGUCCAGCACGAGAUGAUUCACCUCCAGCGCCACUUCCGUGACAAGCGUGACAUGGUGGUCAGCCGCCUGCGCGAGAUGGGCUUCGUCAUCAAGUACGUGCCCGACUCGACCUUUUAUCUAUGGCUCAACCUCGAGGGUCUCCCCGAGUCCAUCUCGGACGGCCUCAACUUCUUCCAGGCCUGCCUGGAGGAAAAGGUCAUUGUCGUUCCCGGCAUCUUCUUUGACCUGAACCCUUCACGUCGUCGUGAUCUCUUCGACAGCCCCUGUCACCACUUCGUCCGCUUCUCGUACGGUCCUAAGAUUGAUAUUCUCAAGAAGGGUCUUGACGGUAUCGAGCGUGUUGUCAACAAGUAA
Molecule: messenger RNA, 1365 nt
Organism: Geosmithia morbida
Lineage: Eukaryota; Fungi; Ascomycota; Sordariomycetes; Hypocreales; Bionectriaceae
Product: Aspartate/methionine/tyrosine aminotransferase
Exons: 6
Coding region: 1-1365 (454 amino acids)
Biological process (GO): biosynthetic process
Molecular function (GO): pyridoxal phosphate binding
Source: RefSeq, a predicted model, not a curated record